AUGAUUCUGAUAACCUCACCGCCGGUGACAUAUCUCCGUCACUCCCUCCACAAUCAUCACACAAAACCGCUGCAAAUCCACCGUCAUUUUCGCCGGAGUAGCGAAAUCUCCACCGUCGAUCGGUGCAUUCCAUGGCAGACAAUAGAUCGCAUGAAGAUACGAACCCGAGUCACACCCUUUUUAUGCUGGGCUCGCCGGGAACCAGAGACGGCGACGGUUGAGGUUGAAGAUGAUCGUCUUCGGAGAAUCGUUCGGUAUCUACUGUGGACUACUGAAGCUGUGUACAUACUAUGGCUCUUUCUUCUCCCUUAUGCUCCUGGAGAUCCAAUUUGGGCAAUUAGUACAGAGACAGUGAAUUCUCUUGUGGGACUUUCAUUGAAUUUCUUCUUUAUCUUGCCUCUUACAAACUCCGUUGGUAUUCAUUUCUUAGAAGCUCCUGUUCUUCACCCUAUGGCUGAAGGAUUAUUCAACUUUGUUAUAGCUUGGACACUCAUGUUUGCUCCGUUGAUAUACACAGACCGAAAGAGAGAUCGAUACAAAAGCUCUCUUGAUGUCUUAUGGAGUCUCAUGAUGUUCCUCACAAACACGUUUCUAAUCCCAUACAUGGCUUUAAGGCUCAAUGACGCUGACCUAGAUGAUAAACCGAGCAAAAGGUCUCGACUUGGUGAAGCAAUGACCAAAGGUGCGCCAAUAGUUGGUCUGACCGGAGCUACGGUAUGCCUGAUAUCGACAUUGUGGUCUCUCUACGGUCGAGCUGAUGGAGGUUUCGGUGGGAUAGUGGAAAGAUGGCAGUAUCUGAUUGGUUAUUUGGGAUCGGAGAGACUAGCUUACGCUUUUAUAUGGGAUAUAUGUCUGUACACAAUCUUUCAGCCAUGGUUGAUUGGAGAGAACCUGCAAAAUGUAAAGAAGGACAAGAUUGUGUUGGUGAGUUAUCUUCGGUUUGUUCCUGUUUUUGGUUUGCUUGCAUAUCUUUUGUUUCUCAAUCUUGACGAUGAAACUCAUUAA
Molecule: messenger RNA, 1005 nt
Organism: Arabis nemorensis
Lineage: Eukaryota; Viridiplantae; Streptophyta; Magnoliopsida; Brassicales; Brassicaceae
Source: the annotation of a GenBank genome assembly